AUGAUUUAAUUUACUUAGAAAUAGAAAUAAUAUCACUUGGGAAUAAGAAAGUGUUAGCUCAUUACCUAAUAAUUAAUCAGUAACAUGUUCGAUGAUUAAAGAAUCCAAUCAUAUUGGUUCGCAUAAUUAAAGAGAGUGGGCUAAUAAUUCUUAUUCCUUUACAAAAAAAUUAAGUAAUAUUUAAAAAAAGAAUCUACCUAACAAAUAAUGUAUGUCAUUUUUCUUAAAUGAAUGAAUAUAUGUCUAUAAUGUUUGGUAGGUGAGAGUUAUAAUAUUUGAGAAUAUACUAUAAAUUAAUAGCAAAAAUUUAAGUAGAAUUAGCAAUUGAUGAGUCUUAUUAGAAUAAUGAAAGAAUUA
Paramecium octaurelia is the source of this 357-nucleotide messenger RNA. NCBI's taxonomy places the organism in Eukaryota, Ciliophora, Oligohymenophorea, Peniculida, Parameciidae. The record is from the annotation of a GenBank genome assembly.